Trichomycterus rosablanca is the source of this 3016-nucleotide messenger RNA. RefSeq names its product SWI/SNF related, matrix associated, actin dependent regulator of chromatin, subfamily c, member 1b (gene smarcc1b). The coding region runs from base 7 to 2880 and encodes 957 amino acids. Gene Ontology annotation, molecular function: nucleosomal DNA binding; histone binding. The record is from RefSeq and is a predicted model, not a curated record. NCBI's taxonomy places the organism in Eukaryota, Metazoa, Chordata, Actinopteri, Siluriformes, Trichomycteridae. The transcript has 27 exons. Gene Ontology annotation, biological process: positive regulation of DNA-templated transcription. Gene Ontology annotation, cellular component: nBAF complex; SWI/SNF complex; npBAF complex.
AUAACAAUGGCGACUCAAGCCGCGGGAGCUGCGGUUGCAGGAUCUGCUAGCAGUAAAUCCAGCACCAACUCCCCGUUCAGCCGUAAGAAAGAUGGAGGCCCGUGUAUUGAGUACUGGGAGAGUGCAGAGACUGUUGCACAGCUUGAAAGCGUUCGCAGCUGGAUUGGGAAGCAUUAUAAAAAGUAUGUGCAAGCUGAUGCUCCUUCCAGCAAGUCUCUCUCAGGACUAAUUAUCCAGCUCCUGCAGUUUCAGGAAGAUGCCUUUGGUCGAAAAGCAACUAACCCAGGCCUCACCAAAUUACCUACAAGAUGUUUUUUGGACAUGAAACCUGGUGGUGCACUAUGUCACAUUCUUGGAUGUGUGUAUAAAUUUAAGACUGAGCAGGGCUGGCGCCGAUUUGACCUGCAAAACCCAUCCAGAGUGGACCGGAAUGUAGAGAUGUUCGUCAGUGUGGAGAAAGCCCUCAUACAGAAUAACCUGCUGAGCAGACCUGUGGUAUACUUAUCUCCUGAGCUGGAUCAGAAGCAGUCCAGCAAACUGAAAGACAUCGUCACAAGACAUCAGGGUUCUGUCACAGAGGACCGGUUACAGGCCACUCAUCAAAUGUAUCCCACCCCCACACCAGCAGAUGAAGAAGAUUGGUUCAGACCUGUUCUGCGGCUCGAUCAACAGGUGAUGGUACACUGGGGUAUGUACCCAGACAGCUAUGAUGCAUGCCUGUCAGCCACUGAUGUUGAUGCAGAUGUAGAGGAAGCUCCUGCUGAAGAUCUACCAUGGAAGGUCCAUGCUAAAUGGGUUCUGGACACAGACACAUUUAAUGAGUGGAUGAAUGAGGAAGACUACGAGGUGGAUGACAACAAAAGGAGCAUGAGCCAUCGGCGGCGUAUUUACCCACAUGAAGAGGAGGAAUCUAAGGUGUCAGGAAAGAAGAGGAGACGCUCGCCCUCUCCAUCUUCAUCUGAGUCUAGGAAAAAAGGAGGGAAAAAAGGCUCUUUUAAGAGGCGUGACCAGCAGGAGGAAGUGGAUCCGGAAGAAGAUCUGACUAAGGACAUGGAGGACCCAACACCUGUCCCUAAUAUGGAGGAGGUCCAAUUGCCUAAAAAUGUAAACCUGAAGAAAGACAGUGAGAACACACCGGUAAAGGGAGGAAUCAUGGCUGACCUAGAUGACCAGGAAGACGAGCUUAUAUCAGGUGUCAGAGAUGAAGAGGAUCAGGGCAGAGAGUUUGGACGUGGGAUGGAAGGUGAAGAAAGUGCCACAGAGCAGACUCACCAUAUCAUCAUUCCCAGCUUUGCCUCUUGGUUUGACUAUAAUUGUGUUCAUCAAAUCGAGAGGAGAGCACUGCCUGAGUUCUUUAAUGGAAAGAACAAGUCUAAAUCACCAGAAAUCUAUUUGGCGUAUCGGAACUUCAUGAUUGACACAUACCGGCUGAACCCUCAGGAGUACUUGACCUCCACCUCGAGCAGACGUAACCUGACUGGAGAUGUGUGCGCUCUUGUAAGGGUCCAUGCAUUCCUGGAGCAGUGGGGUCUUAUAAAUUACCAAGUGGAUGCUGAGAGUAGACCCCUUCCUAUGGGCCCUCCGCCAACACCUCACUUCAAUGUUCUUACAGAUUCUCCGUCAGCCCUGGUCCCUCUUCAGCACAGACCAUUACAGGUUUCAGCGUCACAGCAUAUGCUUCAUUUUCCUGAGAAGAGCAGAGAAAAGCCAUCAGACCUGCAGAACUUUGGUCUGCGCAUUGACAUUUAUGCCAAGAGACAUCCCAAGCCUAAAGGAGCAAAUGCAGGACGAGAGUGGACAGAACAAGAGACGUUGUUGCUCUUAGAGGCAUUAGAGAUGUAUAAAGAUGACUGGAACAAGGUCUCCGAGCACGUGGGUAGCCGCACACAGGAUGAGUGUAUCCUGCACUUUUUGCGGUUACCCAUAGAGGACCCUUACUUAGAGAACUCUGAAGCUUCAAUGGGUCCUCUCGCCUACCAGCCUGUUCCUUUUAGCCAGUCAGGAAACCCUGUCAUGAGCACAGUGGCCUUCCUGGCUUCAGUGGUUGACCCCAGAGUGGCGUCUGCGGCAGCCAAAGCAGCCCUGGAGGAAUUCUCCCGUGUAAGAGAACAAGCCCCUCCAGAGCUGCUUAACCCUUCUAAUCAAAAAAUGCAAGAACAAGGGCAAUGUUUAGCAACACUGGAUCCCAUCUUUGGGCUACAAUCAAGUAACUCAGGACUGGAGUCAGACCAACUAGAAAAGACAGAUGGAAGCAGAUUAGAAAAGUUGGAGUUUGACUCUGAACAACCUGAAAAGCCUGCAGGAGAGAACCACACAGGAGAGUUACAGCAGGUCAAGAAUGAGGAAAAAGAUGAGACGGAAGGAGAGAAAUGUGAGGAGAACAAAGCAGAGGAAGGAAUGGAGGUGGUCCAUACCCAACAAGAAAAUGAGGAUAGAAGAAGGAGAGCAGAGCUUGAGCUGGUUGAAGCGAAUAUAGCCACAGCUGCAGCUGCUGCACUGGCUUCUGCUGCAACUAAAGCCAAGCACUUGGCUGCAGUGGAGGAGAGAAAGAUCAAGUCUCUUGUGGCUCUACUGGUUGAGACGCAGAUGAAGAAGCUAGAGAUUAAGCUGAGGCACUUUGAGGAGCUGGAGACCAUCAUGGACAGAGAGAAAGAGGCACUGGAGCAGCAGAGGCAGCAGCUGCUGUCAGAGAGGCAGAAUUUCCACCUAGAGCAGGUGAAGUAUGCUGAGAUAAAAGCUCGACAGCAACUAGAGCAGCAGCAACAGGGUGGAGCGUCACAGAGCGGUGGAGCGGUGUUCGACCCUUCCAACCACGACUCAACUCCACCUUCCUCGCAGUCUGAAGGGGCACCCAUCUCUCGACCCCCAGUGGAGAGCUAAAAUCUCACCCCUUCACCAGUCACCUUCCUGGAUAUUUCAGCUAUAUAUAAUUACACAAACGUUACAGCUUUUUUCAACUAUGGUUCUUAUUCACAUUUCAUAUGGCCUAAUUCAUAAAUAAAUGUUUCAAAACUUG